GAAAGGCUCUUUCCGAUAUUUUUACGAUUGAUGUUGGUCAAGAAUGUGAUAUUGAUGGAAACAGAUUUCGUUUUGAUGAACUCAAGAUUUCACAUCUCAAGUAUCUUAUUUGGAAGAAAAAAGAAAUGAAACAACACUUCGAUGAUUUUGACAUUAUGAAACUGCCUUUGAAAGAGUAUUUUCCAGAUAUUAAUACAGCUGAUAAAUAUCUCAUUAUUAUAGAAGUGUCUGAUAAGUACGCACCUAAAGAGGGAAUAUCAAGGCUAGGACUGGAAAAUGGUUCUUUCUAUGAAGGCGUUAAUCUUAAUAGUGCUUCUAUAUGUCAGAGAGAACCAACUAUCAACAAACUGCUUGAAAAAGGAUUUGAAAAACUUUUAAGGAUAAAUUGGGAUGAUUUUCUUGAUCAAUGUGGUCAUAAAAAAACAUAUUUGAUUGUCGAUGAAGUUCAAAAAAUAUAUAGACGAUCAGAUGGAGAACCUCAUCAUGAUGGAGGUGUGUUUUGGAAUUCAUUUAAACGUAUAAUGCAAAAUCUACAGCUUUUUAUUGUAGCAUUGGCUUUUUACAGACAUUAUGGUGCUUAUGCCACUCGUGGAAAUCGUUCAGCCAUGGAUAUAUCACCAGUUAAUAAUCUUACUGCAAAGAACAAAUGGGGAUAUAAAGACGUUUGUUAUACUGAAGAAGAAUUUAAAAACUAUUUUGACCGAUUCUGUGGAACGUAUCUUAAAGAAGAGCUGGUAAAAGAUGACAUUCCAUGUCUUUUUAGCUAUUUGUCUGAAAUAACAGCCUAUAAUCUAGGCUUAAUUGCUUAUACUAUGGAUCAUAUUGGAGAAAGAUUUACCAAAAGGGGCAAUAAUUCUCUAUCAUUUGAUACAAUUUUUUCUUAUUUAAAAUCUCAAGACUUUGAUGAUCUUUUUAAGACUAUUCGUGCAUUUUCUCCAGUUACUGAUCUUUCAGACGAGGAAAGGGAAAUUGUUGAUUCUGUGCUCUUUAAAAAAGGAGGUCUAGAUUAUGAAAUAGAGAAAAUUCCAAAUAAUGGCUGA
This is a messenger RNA of Funneliformis geosporum, 1040 nucleotides long. Lineage: Eukaryota; Fungi; Glomeromycota; Glomeromycetes; Glomerales; Glomeraceae. The record is from the annotation of a GenBank genome assembly.